CCUGCAGAGGGCGAGAGCCGAGAUGCAACAUCAUCACCAACGGUGGUAUAAAAUACAACAAAGAAAAAAGGAAGCAUACCUAACAAAACAGAAAGAAGAGAAGAAAAAACGAGAGUGAAAAAGAGGUCCGGGACAGAAAGGCAAACUAAAGAAAACCAAAGGCAAACGUCGGGCGGACAAGAUGGCCCAAAAAAAUGACAAAUAUUGGAAGCCUCGGGCGUUUGCUGACCAAAAUUGGUUGCUGCCUGUGGUGGGUUUCGGUGCCGGCAUGUUCGGCAAAGACAGCAUACGAUUCAAGGGACAUCGAGUUGGUGCGACCAGAGUCCUUCACGAAGAACUCACACGCCGGCAAAAGGGCGGAGAGCUACUGGUCGUCACGGUCGACGAAUUUCAGAACGUCAAUAGUAUGUCAUGGUUGUCAACAGGCCAACCUAACUCAUGCUCUUUCAGAUUUCCAUGCGGUUCUCGCUUGCCAAAAGUUGUGGAAUCGUAUGGAGUCGUGAUAUGAACGCAGCGAAAAAUAUUUUCAAAGUCGCCAACGAACUCAUCAAUAGUGGCGGACGAACUGCA
This is a messenger RNA of Radiomyces spectabilis, 570 nucleotides long. RefSeq lists its product as uncharacterized. NCBI's taxonomy places the organism in Eukaryota, Fungi, Mucoromycota, Mucoromycetes, Mucorales, Radiomycetaceae. The transcript has 2 exons. The coding region runs from base 182 to 508 and encodes 108 amino acids. The record is from RefSeq and is a predicted model, not a curated record.